ACACUAAGUAUGUGUUAAUUAACCCCAUUAUACUUCCUGGUUUGUGUGAUGCGAGUAGUUCUCUUACCAUCAUCUACGGUGGACUCUUCUAAUAUGUGUGUGCUUGUUUCUAGAACAAAUACUAUUCUAUAAAUACUUUUAGUCUUAGGACCAGUAUAAAGUUACUAUUUCAUCAUAAUGUUACGAUUCAUCUAAUAUAUUCAGACCCAACGUUAUUUUGAGGUCAGAGCUAGCAAGACAUGGAUGAUUUGAAUGAGGAAAAUGCAUUUAGAGGAACUCACGAGGUAGACGACAGUGGCGAGGGCUGCCCUCACGUUUUAGACUGCACCAAAAACCCGAACCACGAGAACUUUAUUCCCAUCGAUGAGUUCAACAUCGGACAUCUUCCAGCGCGCUAUCAGGACCAGGACAUGCUUGACGUCAUCAGGACACAGGCUGACCUCACCGUCAUGGUCACGGUCAACUCAACAAGUCCCCGAAGACCUGAUUUUUACCUGGGGGUCGAUUUGACGUCUAAAAAUAGCAGCUACCCCGCAACCAGAAGCGGAACAGGUCGCGUCAGGGGAGGUUAUGAAUGUGUAGGUCAAGGUCACUGUGUUUGUGUUAACUGUGAACAUUCGAAACAUCCGAGCCUGAAGUGGGGGAAAAUCCGAGUGCUCACCGCGACGCAUGUUGUGUUUGACGAAAGCGAGGCUAUAAACACGACAUGUGUUCUAGGUUUCAACAACAGCAGCAGUUGUGUAACGAAGUUAAAAGUCUGUGAUAUGAGCAAAGCCGACGUUAAGGGCGACCUGGCCAGGCUGACGUGUGUCACGUGUGACAUGGAUUUAAUCAACAGUUUAAACGAAACCGUCAGCCGAUUCUACAACUUGUGUAAUGUUGUGAAUAAAAAAUACCAUCGGUUCGUUAACCUGGAUAAAUUAAUUGUUAUAGUUUCCCACCCCCAUCGGUGGCCUAAGCAUGUGUCCGUGGGUCAGUGGAUUACCAGGCAGGAACGGACGGAUGAGCACGACCGUUCGUUGAAGUGGACUAAGUACACGUACACAGCGUGUACAUGCCCGGGUAGCAGCGGGGCUCCUGUGUACAAGCUUGGCACGGACAGGUUUUAUUACUUUCACCCUCACAGUGGGACCAACAGCAAUGUGAACUUUAGCGGGGAGGGUUGGGAGUGACUUCAGUUAGACUGUUUGAAUAGUAGUACCAACAGCAAUGUGAACUUUAGCGGGGAGGGUUGGGAGUGACUUCAGUUAGACUGUUUGAACAAUUCAGGCAGUGGUACCAACAGCAAUGUGAACUUUAGCGGGGAGGGUUGGGAGUGACUUCAGUUAGACUGUUUGAACAAUUCAGGCAGUGGUACCAACAGCAAUGUGAACUUUAGCGGGGAGGGUUGGGAGUGACUUCAGUUAGACUGAACAUUUCAGUCAAAAGGUACCAACAGCAAUGUGAACUUUAGCGGGGAGGGUUGGGAGUGACUUCAGUUAGACUGUUUGAACAAUUCAGGCAGUGGUACCAACAGCAAUGUGAACUUUAGCGGGGAGGGUUGGGAGUGACUUCAGUUAGACUGAACAUUUCAGUCAAAAGGUACCAACAGCGAUGUGAACUUUAGUGGGGAGGGUUGGGAGUGACUUCAGUUAGACUGAACAUUUCAGUCAAAAGGUACCAACAGCGAUGUGAACUUUAGUGGGGAGGGUUGGGAGUAACUUCAGUUAGACUACUUAGUCAAAAUAUACCAACAGCAAUGUGAACUUUAGCGGGGAAGGUUGGGAGUGACUUCAGUUAGACUACUUAGUCAAAAUAUACCAACAGCAAUGUGAACUUUAGCGGGGAGGGUUGGGAGUAACUUCAGUUAGACUACUUAGUCAACAUAUACCAACAGCAAUGUGAACUUUAGCGGGGAGGGUUGGGAGUAACUUCAGUUAGACUACUUAGUCAAAAUAUACCAAAAGCAAUGUGAACUUUAGCGGGGAGGGUUGGGAGUAACUUCAGUUAGACUACUUAGUCAAAAUAUACCAACAGCAAUGUGAACUUUAGCGGGGAAGGUUGGGAGUGACUUCAGUUAGACUACUUAGUCAAAAUAUACCAACAGCAAUGUGAACUUUAGCGGGGAGGGUUGGGAGUAACUUCAGUUAGACUACUUAGUCAAAAUAUACCAAAAGCAAUGUGAACUUUAGCGGGGAGGGUUGGGAGUGACUUCAGUUAGACUACUUAGUCAAAAUAUACCAACAGCAAUGUGAACUUUAGCGGGGAGGGUUGGGAGUGACUUCAGUUAGACUACUUAGUCAAAAUAUACCAACAGCAAUGUGAACUUUAGCGGGGAAGGUUGGGAAUAACUUCAGGUAGACUACUUAGUCAAAAUAUACCAACAGCAAUG
This is a messenger RNA of Physella acuta, 2371 nucleotides long. RefSeq lists its product as uncharacterized. The record is from RefSeq and is a predicted model, not a curated record. NCBI's taxonomy places the organism in Eukaryota, Metazoa, Mollusca, Gastropoda, Physidae.